UUUCACAGUAAGUGUUGUAGUUUCACAGUAGGUGUUGUAGUUUUACAGUAAGUGUUGGAAUUAGUUUUUUGUGAUAUAUUUUAUUCAAAUUCGGUGAAUUAAGGAGAAAAUAAGAUUUAUUGUCUAAAUGUGUAGAUUAUAGGAAAAUUUCUGAAAAAACGUAUCAAACCGAGUGUGUAACUUUAUCUUUUAAUUUAGCCAGAAUUGUCUUAAAAUUACUUCAGUAUGUCUAGGAUUCAGCAUAUUCAUAACCAUAGGCUUGCACCCGUUUGCAUACGCUUCUAUAGUAUUAUCCGUUGUUAGAUGAUCCUGUGUGGUAGGAUUCCUAAACCAUUUCAUCUUCUUUUUUUAAAUUUAUAUAAAAAUUAUUCAAAUCUAUGGCAAUUCAAGUGAUUUCUAAAAAUUACUCAAUUUUGAGAUUAUUUAACAAGGUAAAAUUUGGAAGAUUUAACUCAACUCGGAACUUUGCAACUUUUAACUUUAUCGACGAUAAAAAAACAGCAGAAGAAACAGUUUACUUUAAAAAACAAGAGGAGGCAAUUUUGGCCCGUAUGCUGGAAAAGGAUCCUUCCCUUGACCCUCGAUAUUCAGCUCCCUCUCACGAACUUGAACUCUACAACGAUUUAGCCUUAGCAUUGUCUAAGUUUGGAUUAACUGAUCCGCCACUAGCCCUAAUGGAAGAAGUUGUACUAGUCUUUAAAAAUAACGGAUAUUCCAAAAAAUAA
Molecule: messenger RNA, 725 nt
Organism: Theileria parva strain Muguga
Lineage: Eukaryota; Apicomplexa; Aconoidasida; Piroplasmida; Theileriidae
Exons: 3
Coding region: 378-725 (115 amino acids)
Source: RefSeq, a predicted model, not a curated record